Molecule: messenger RNA, 1510 nt
Organism: Rosa rugosa (rugosa rose)
Lineage: Eukaryota; Viridiplantae; Streptophyta; Magnoliopsida; Rosales; Rosaceae
Exons: 3
Coding region: 835-1368 (177 amino acids)
Biological process (GO): nucleoside triphosphate biosynthetic process
Cellular component (GO): cytoplasm
Molecular function (GO): nucleoside diphosphate kinase activity; AMP kinase activity; ATP binding
Source: RefSeq, a predicted model, not a curated record
UGUCAGGACCGGCCCUGGAUGAACAAGAAUGGGUUCAAGAACAUGAACAAUUGAGAUUUCUUUUGCCUUUUUGCUGGGUUUGAGAAGAUGAACAUGAAGAAAUAUUAGGUUCAUACUUAUCGGAUUGGGAUUUUUUUUUUUUUUUUUGAGAAUAUAUUGGAUUGAUCUUGGUUAAUAGAAAAAGCAAAAAAAAAUAAUCAUCUUUUAUUUUCAAUAUAAUAAAUUAUUAUGUUUUUAUUUUCAAUUUUAAAUUUAUUCAUUUAAGAUUUGAUGGAGUGGAAAAGUUUUUUUUGCCCUCAUUUUCGGCCUUACAUGCGUCAGACGUGACUCGAACUGACGGAGCCGUGACAGAAAGUUGAUGUAGGUAUUACGUUGACAAGAAAAUAUAAGUCUAGGUAUCACAUUGAUACGUUUGAAAGUUCAGGUAUCAUUUUGACAGUCCUCAGAGUCUCCAGACACUGUUCGUGCAUUUUUCCCUUUAGGAUUUGAUGGAGUGGAAAAGUCUUUUUUGCCCUCAUUUUCGGCCUCACAUGCGUCACACGUGACUCGAACUGACGGAGCCGUAACGGAAAGUUGAUGUAGGUACUACGUUGACAAGAAAAUAUAAGUCCAGGUAUCACAUUGAUACGUUUUAAAGUUCAGGUAUCAUUUUGACAGUCCUCAGAGUCUCCAGACACUGAUUUUUCUCAAAAAAGUUAUAUCCGAACCUCAAAACAAUACUGUAGCAUCUGUAUCCACUCCUAGUGACCAAUCCAAGAAUCAAUUCCGUCGUAUAUAUCCGCUGCAAAAACUCAGAUAGAGAGAGAGAACAAAAUCAAUUUGGUUCCCCAAUCCAUGGCCACAGCGUCAGCAAAACCCAAAGCUCCUCCUCCUCCUCCUCCCGCCGCGUGUUCCAUUUCAAAGCCAUUCAUCUCCGCAAAGCUUGUUCACUCGUCGCAAAUCGCAAUCCUCUUUGAUAGUUGUAACGCUGCGUCUUUUUUUUUUGUAUUGAGCAUUGUGUUGUUUCGUGUGAUUCUUGAACCAAACAGGCGGUGCGGUGUGCUUCUAAGGCUGAGCCGCUCGGAGUUAUGCCUGCUUCGGGUAAAGGAACGCAAUGCGAGCUCAUUACUCAGAAAGGGAGUUUGCAAAUCUUGGGAAUUUAAAUCCCUUUUUCAAGUCCCACCACUCCAACAAUAUUUGUAUGAUUUGGUACAUGUCGCUGCUGGAGAUUUACUUAGAGCGGAAAUUGCAUCUGGGAGUGAAAAUGGGAAGCGUGCAAGGGCCUACAUGGACAAAGGACAAUUGGUGCCAGAUGAAAUAGUUGUCAUGGUAGGGAAAUUAUAUUCAUGUUGGCUUAUCGUCAUGCUACUGGUGAUUCUGUGCUGUUAAUCAUGUAGAUGGUGAAAGAGCGUCUAUUACAGCCAGAUUCUCGAGAAAAAGGCUGGCUCUUGGAUGGAUAACCCCCUAGGAGCUCAUCGCAACCAAUUGCUCUUAAGGAAUUCGGCUUCGAGCCGGAUCUUUUCAUUCUUCU